Molecule: messenger RNA, 3381 nt
Organism: Mangifera indica (mango)
Lineage: Eukaryota; Viridiplantae; Streptophyta; Magnoliopsida; Sapindales; Anacardiaceae
Product: trihelix transcription factor GTL1-like
Exons: 3
Coding region: 518-2806 (762 amino acids)
Source: RefSeq, a predicted model, not a curated record
AGAGCCGCUGACAACACAGCAUCUCUCUCUUUCUCUUUCUCUUUCACUUCUCUCUCUUAAUCAUCGUCGUCUUCAUAAUCGUCGUCUCCAUUCAUUUUCUUUUCUCUCUCCACAACUCAGCCUUCUCUACUUUCUCUUUUUGCUCUCUACAGUUCUCUGCGGCGCGCAGUUGAUGAUGAUGAGGAUUAUGCUCUUCUGUUUUUCUUCUCUUUCUUCUUUACUGCUACUGGCUAUGGCUUUUUAUACAUGUAUAUUUUUUCAUGAUUUUUGGUUUUAUAUUAUUAAUAAAUAAAUAAAUAAAAGGAGAGCACUAACUUGUAGGAAUUCUCUUUCUAGCUUUCAGUCUUUCCAGUUGUCUACUGUUCCGUCGUCUUCUUCUUUUCUUCUUUUUUUUUCCCCAAACCUAGCUGUUAAACAAAAGAGUGCGGGAGGGAAGGUGAUACGAGUUCUUGUAAACUAAUUCGAUGGUGAUGCAGCAGUAAAAGAAAGCAGCGAGAGAGUUUUGGAGGUUUUCGAUAUGCAGCAAGGAGGUGGAUCUCAAUCUCCAUACGCGGAGAUGGCUCCUGCUGCAACUACAACCACAACUACAACUACAAGCAUGGCGCAGCAGCCAGUGGAAUCAGCUUCGCCAAUCAGCAGCCGACCGCCGAGUAAUUUGGAUGAACUCACAAGGCUUUCUUCAGGAGGUGGCGGAGGAGAUGAAGAUAUAGAAGGCGAUCGGGCGGGAGGAGUAGCGAGCGGCAACAGGUGGCCGUGUCAAGAAACAUUAACACUUCUCAAUAUUAGGUCUGAUAUGGAUGCCGUCUUCCGUGAUGCCACCAUUAAAGGACCGCUCUGGGAAGAUGUCUCCAGGAAACUAGCAGAGUUCGGAUACAAACGUAGUGCCAAGAAAUGCAAAGAGAAAUUUGAGAACGUUCACAAGUACUAUAAGAGAACAAAGGAGGGUAGAGCUGGGCGUCAAGAUGGUAAGAGUUACAAGUUUUUCAGCCAGCUCGAGGCUCUUUAUACCACUGCCACCGCUGGUAACGUGUCAGCUUCCUCAUCAAUGCCCGUGACAAAUGUCACCACCGCCAACACCAUUACUUUAGAUGUUGCUCCAGUCUCGAUAGGGAUCCCUUUCUCCAUCACAUCUUCUGUUAGAGUUCCUACUGCUUCAACUAUUGCUCCUAUGUCUUCCUCUAUUUUUCCUCCUAAUCUCGGUGCAACAAUAUCACCCACCAUUAACGUUCCUGGAUCUGCUACUGCACAACCACCAGUUCUACCUCCUGUCCCGAUUAGCUUUUCAUCUGAUAGUUCUUCUUCCCCAGAAACUGAAGAUGACGAUGAUGAUGAUGAUGAUAUCGACUUUGACGGACAGCCAUCAAAUACUGCUGGUAGCAGCCGCAAACGAAAAAGACAAUCAUUCAGGAGUACUAAUAGGAUGAUGGAGUUCUUUGAGAAUCUAAUGAAACAGGUAAUGCAAAAGCAGGAGAGCAUGCAGCAAAGGUUCUUGGAGGUGAUAGAGAAGAGAGAGCAAGAUAGGAUGAUAAGAGAAGAAGCUUGGAAGAGGCAAGAGAUGGCAAGAUUGGCUCGUGAGCACGAGAUUAUGGUCCGAGAGAGAGCCAUCUCUGCAUCCAGGGAUACUGCCAUCGUUUCCUUAUUGCAGCAAAUUACUGGUCAGACCAUUCAAUUGCCUCCUGAUGCUCCACCACCUGCACCGGCACCGGCACCGGCACCAGCGACUGUAGUAGCUGCACCAACAAUCCCUGUCGCAAUAUCAGCACUAUCUCAUCUGCCACUGUCGAUACCACAAGAACAACGAGAUCAACAAUCCCAACGACGACACCAACAGCAACAGCAACAACAUCAGUCACAACACGCUGAAACGUUGAGGCAUCAACCGGCCUCCACAUCUUUACCUUCUUCUGAAAUAGUCAUUGCAAUUCCAGAACAACAGGUACCACCGCAGCCACAGGAGAUUGGUGGCAGUGGAAAUUUUGAACCCAGUUCCUCAAGAUGGCCCAAAGUAGAAGUUCUUGCACUUAUAAAGUUAAGGAGUGGACUAGAACUCAGGUACCAGGAAGCUGGGCCUAAAGGACCCCUUUGGGAAGAAAUUUCCUCAGGAAUGCAGCGGAUGGGAUAUAAGAGGAGUGCCAAGAGAUGCAAGGAAAAGUGGGAGAAUAUUAACAAAUACUUCAAGAAGGUAAAAGAAAGCAACAAGAAACGCCCUGAAGAUGCCAAAACCUGCCCCUACUUCCAUGAGCUCGAUGCACUUUACCGGAAAAAGAUCAUUGGCAGCUCAAGUGGCACUAGUAGCUUUAGCAGUCAGAAUAGACCAGAAGAACCACUGCCAGAAGUACAGCAUCAGCAGGAGAGCAUCAAAUUGGAUCCAGUCCCACCACCGAAUCUCCAAGAGAGCAGUAAUGUUCCAACUAGAACGCCGCCAGCACAAGUGACGCAACCUUCUGAAUCAGAUAAACAAAAUGUAGCUAAUGUCGAUGCACAAGCAAGUAUAGGUUUGGCAAAUAGGCUCUUUAGAGAAGGAAAUGGGGAAUCAUCACAGAAGCCAGAAGACAUUAUGAAGGAGCUGAUGCAACAGCAACAACAACAACAACAACAGCGAGCGCCGUCCUUAAUGGAAGAUUUUGAUAAAUACAGUGAGAGCGAGAAUAUGGAAGAAGAGGAAGAAGAUGAUGAAGAAGAUACCGAUGAUGAGGAUUUAGAAGAGAGAAAGAUGGGUUAUAAAGUAGAAUUUCAGAGACAAAACGCAAACUCAUCUAAUGGGGGAGGAAGUGGGACGCCGUCUUUCUUGGCGGUGGUUCAAUAAUCUUAAAAUUCGGGAAGCGGAGGAUUGCAUUACAGGUGGGUGGGGUUCCUUCCUCAUCACCAAUAUGUACCAUAUGUACCUUUUUGUCGAGAAACCAUACCUAACAUUUCAGUUGCAACCCUCAUAACUUUACUAAUUCUUCCUAUUGAUUUUCUUCUUUCACUUUCUUUUCUUUUCUUUCAACCUUUCUUCAUUUCCUUGAUAAUCCAUCGCCACCGCAUCUUCUUCUCGUCAUCCUCCUCUUCUUUUUCAAUGGGUAGUCCGGGGUGGCAAUUGCAGCUUUCUCAUUUUAAAUUUAUUGAUUUGUUGGAGAAUAAAGAACCGUUGCAAAGGCACGGAAGGGAUUGAAUCAAUCUAGAGAAACAAAAUAAGCUUGCCCAUCAGCAAGAGCAACAGCAGCAAUGAGAGGACAGCAGGCAACAAAAACAAACGAUAAGUGGAAAUGACAGAGAGAAGCAGUAGUGCAUGUUUCAGCUUUCCCUUUGAUAGCAACUUCGUAUUAAUUCUUUUUUCUUUUUUAUUUGCUUUGUUUUGAUUUAAUAAAAUAAGAAUGAAAGAAUCUGUGUUACAUUACA